Sclerotinia sclerotiorum 1980 UF-70 is the source of this 2187-nucleotide messenger RNA. RefSeq lists its product as hypothetical. Gene Ontology annotation, molecular function: microtubule binding; dynein light intermediate chain binding. Bases 1 to 2187 code for a protein of 728 amino acids. Gene Ontology annotation, cellular component: centrosome; cytoplasm. The record is from RefSeq and is a predicted model, not a curated record. The transcript is spliced from 7 exons. Gene Ontology annotation, biological process: cytoplasmic microtubule organization; cytoskeleton-dependent intracellular transport. NCBI's taxonomy places the organism in Eukaryota, Fungi, Ascomycota, Leotiomycetes, Helotiales, Sclerotiniaceae.
AUGCCCUCCAGUUUGGAGCCUCCUAAUGACACCACGAGGGCAGUUUUACUGGCAUGGAUCAAUACCUUUCCUGCCACGUUGAGCAAGAUCAAAGCAAUAGAAGACUUGACGGAUGGCCUUGUCUUUUCUGAUAUGCUGGAGGACUUCGACCCCGCAUAUGCCAUCAAAGAUAUUCCGCAAACAACGAGUUCUACGAAAUGGGUUAUCGCCAAACAAACCUUGGAGGCCGUCUACAAAUCUCUUCUCAAAUAUGUUCACGAGCACUGUAACAAUUGGGUGAAGGCGGCGGUUGCCGAAUAUCCUAUCGAUUUCAAUGCUUUGGCUCAAUACUCGGAUCCCGUCGAAUCGACAAAGGUAGUAGGAAAACUUAUCACCAUAUUCAUGUUAGUCGCCCUGAAAGGUCCUAAUCAGAUGAGAUAUAUCGAUCGUGUCCGAACGAAGCUGGGCGUGUCUGCGCAAUCAGUCAUCGCGGUCCAUGUUGAAACAAUAGAGAAAGAUCUCGCAGUCGCCUUGCCAACCUUGGAGCUCAAUCGUCUCACCAAGCCAUACGACGCACUGGAUCUGGAAGAGAAGUUUUCUAUCGUAAUUAAUGACCAUGCAGCUUUGAAGAAACGCAAUGCUGACCUGAUUACACGAUUGGAAAAUUUGUCGGAAAGCCGAGAUCACUUACUAGAUGAAAACAAAGAACAAGACAUCCUUAUUAAACAGCUACAGGAAAUGAUUAAUCAUGGAGGCCAGAACGAGCACAUUUUGAGACUUGAAAAGAGACUCGAAGAUUCGGAACAACUAAUUGCCACGCAGGAGCAGCAGCUUGAAGACGCCCGGGUAAAUAGAGAACUAAAGAAUAAAGAGUUGGUGUCGGUUAAAAACAGUCGUGAUUUGGAGAUUCAGGACAGAUUCAAAGAACUCGAAGUCGAGAAUUCUGCUUUGCUAAAGAGAGCAAAUAAGGUGGAGCAUUAUGAAAAGAAACUUGCCCAACAAAACGCCAUUGAAAAAGAAAAUGCAAGGCUGCGUGAGCAGCUAGAUGUGCUACAAGAGAACCAAAAGGAUUAUGACAAGGUUCAUAUGGAAAAUGAACUACUCAAAACGACCCGUGGUGAAUAUAUGAAAGUACUCGAAACGCAGGAGCACACCAUAACCGAUCUUAGGAGUAAAGGUAUGCGCCUAGAAGAGGAGCUUAGAUUGCGGUUAGAGGAGAUAGAAGUACAUCUUGAAAGGCAGCGACAUGAUGAGAGAUACAUCAAUGAGCUUCAAGAACGUCUAGACUCACAAUCACCAGAAGAGCCAUCGGGAGGAUUAAGUCUGGAAGAUGAAUUAAAUCGAAGCGACAGUCCACAUGAGCCGAACCCACAGCUUGAGAUAUCAAGACUGAGAGCAGAGUUACAGGUUCUCAAGAGUAAUGAAGGUGGCAAAGCUAAUGCUGAACUUCGAAGCGAGCUGCAGAAAUCAGAAAUGGAAGUCCGCAGACUCCGCGAGAAAACUCAAGAGUUGAAAGAGGCUCACGCCGUAACUCAAGAUCAACUUGCAACGAUUAUGGGCGACAGGUCCUUACUCUCAACAGACGAAGCAGAACGAGCGAAGUCCGCCGGACAAUCAUUGUACAGCGACGCCACCCAAGAGAUCAAGAGAUUGAACCAGGCGAUAAACGAACUUAACGGGAAGCUUACUAGCAGCGAGCGAGAGUUGUUAAGAGCACGCGCAGAUUUGAGUGCUAUGGACUCCGAUGAGAUCACAGCAUUAGAACAGCUCAAAGAAGCAAACGAAUUAGUAGCAUCUUCAUAUGAGAAGGAUCUGGCACUCCUCCAGGCACAACAUAAUGAUUUGAGAGCAGAAUUCAUUGACCAGCAGUCUCACCUUCUUGCAGCUCUAAAGUCCAAAGAUAAGCUCUCGGAACAAAUGAAGACCAUCUUUCAAAAGCCAUCUAGUUCUAACGAAGAGACGGGCGAGAAUCCUGAGCCUGUAACAGCACUUGAUGCAUUGAAAGAGGUAAGUCAAGUAGACAAUAUUUCUACAUUAAAACCAUCUUCACCGACUUCACCAAAGAAACAAUCCGCAAUCAAGCGAAUCGGAACAUUGUUCGGUAGCAAAAAAUCUCAGGACUUCAAAACAAAUGCCGCAGGUCAUGAUCAACAAGGUGAAGAACUUGCCAGGGAACAGGCGGCAUUCGGUGUUCUGCCAGUAGCAUAA